UUUCACCAGUUAUAAAGUGUGUUUGUUGUCUAUCUUUAUGUUUCUAAGGCUGCAGGAAGGGAGAUGCAACAAUAGCCUUGAGAACAUCUGGACACAAAUAAAACUCUGUUCCAAGUUGCUGUCAGGUAAAAGUAGAUGAUAGCAGACAAAAGGAUUCUUAGUAAAAGGGGUGUUGUUGAACGUUUUGUUGACUUUACUCGACUUUUAUAGAUCAGAUAAAAUCUUAUCCAGGAACUUUCUGAAGUAAGAUUAGCCUACAUGAGAUGUGAGACGUUGUGUUGCCAUAACAUAAUUCAGUUUUGGUAUUUAAAUUUAUGUUCGAUUGCUCUAGUCUAGGGCUAACAUCAGCUGCAGCCUUGAGACUGGAAUUCUCUCCCGGCAACCCCCUAACCCUUAUCUGAACACUGUGACAACAUAGUAACUGUACUGUAGCCUACAUAUUUCUUGUCUUAGUAAGAAACAAUAGCUUCCACGAUGGAUCCGGACAAAUCUAGCCCCUCCCCCUCCACCCUCCAGGAGUCCCCAGGUCGACCGCCUCCCGGUACUUUACUGCUGGGUCUGGUCGACUGCAGGAAAACACCGGGGCAGAGUGGAACUGAGAGAGGAGAAGGAGAAGAGGAACAUGGAGAUUCGAUUUCAUUAAGGGACAGCCCUAAUCGUUGCUCUCUCAGUGGGAGGAGCUUAUCAUCUGGGGAGCCUCAACAACUUCAAGAUGCUGACAAGACAGAGAAGAGUCUCUCCAGAUCAGAACACCUCAAGAAACAUCAGCAGAGAGGUAUAGGGAAGAAACCUCAGCAUUUCUGCUCUGACUGUGGGAAGGGUUUUGCUAGACAGAAGGAAUUUAUAAUUCACCAGCGGAUUCACACUAGAGAGACACCGUACGACUGCUCUCAGUGUGGGAAGAGUUUCGGUGCAUCUAAAACCUUAACAUUUCAUCAAAGAAUUCAUACAGGGGAGAGGCCUUAUAGCUGUGAAUGGUGUGGGAAGGGCUUUGCUCUAUCAGGUGCCCUGACUACACACCAACGCAUACACACAGGAGAGAAGCCUUAUAGCUGUGAUCAGUGUGGGAAGAGCUUCAGU
This is a messenger RNA of Coregonus clupeaformis (lake whitefish), 1080 nucleotides long. RefSeq names its product zinc finger protein 112-like. The record is from RefSeq and is a predicted model, not a curated record. Gene Ontology annotation, molecular function: RNA polymerase II cis-regulatory region sequence-specific DNA binding; DNA-binding transcription factor activity, RNA polymerase II-specific. Gene Ontology annotation, biological process: regulation of transcription by RNA polymerase II. The annotation marks the transcript as partial. The transcript has 3 exons. Lineage: Eukaryota; Metazoa; Chordata; Actinopteri; Salmoniformes; Salmonidae.